Castor canadensis (American beaver) is the source of this 952-nucleotide messenger RNA. NCBI's taxonomy places the organism in Eukaryota, Metazoa, Chordata, Mammalia, Rodentia, Castoridae. The record is from RefSeq and is a predicted model, not a curated record.
GCCCUCGGGAUCAAGGAUCACGGCAUGAUUCUGAACAGGAUAAUUCAGACAACAACACCAUCUUUGUGCAAGGCCUGGGCGAGAAUGUUACAAUUGAAUCUGUGGCUGACUACUUCAAGCAGAUUGGUAUUAUUAAGACAAAUAAGAAAACUGGACAGCCCAUGAUUAACUUGUACACAGACAGGGAAACGGGCAAGCUGAAGGGAGAGGCAACGGUCUCCUUUGAUGACCCACCUUCUGCUAAAGCAGCUAUUGACUGGUUUGAUGGUAAAGAAUUCUCUGGGAAUCCUAUCAAGGUCUCAUUUGCAACUCGCCGAGCAGACUUCAAUCGGGGUGGUGGCAAUGGUCGUGGAGGACGAGGGCGAGGAGGCCCCAUGGGCCGUGGAGGUUAUGGAGGAGGUGGCAGUGGUGGUGGUGGCCGAGGAGGAUUCCCCAGUGGAGGUGGUGGUGGUGGAGGACAGCAGCGAGCAGGGGACUGGAAGUGUCCUAAUCCUACAUGUGAGAACAUGAACUUCUCUUGGAGAAAUGAAUGCAACCAGUGUAAGGCCCCUAAACCAGAUGGCCCCGGAGGGGGACCAGGAGGCUCUCAUAUGGGGGGUAACUAUGGAGAUGAUCGUCGUGGUGGCAGAGGAGGCUAUGAUCGGGGUGGCUACCGAGGCCGAGGCGGGGACCGAGGGGGCUUCCGAGGGGGCCGGGGUGGUGGGGACAGAGGUGGCUUUGGCCCUGGCAAGAUGGAUUCCAGAGGUGAGCACAGACAGGAUCGCAGGGAGAGGCCGUAUUAGCCUGACUCCUGAAGUUCUGGAACAGCUUUUCUUCCUGAACCCAGUGUUACCCUUGUUAUUUUGUAACCUUUCAAUUCCUGAUCACCCAUGGAUUUUUUUUUUUUUGUGUUGGACUAUGUAAUUGUAACAAUACUUCUGGUUCCCAUUAAAAACCAUUGUUUUAGUUAAAA